AGGAGGAGGAGGAGCAGCAGGAGGGGGAGCUCCUGCUGCGGUCGCGCAGCUCCUCGAGCGCGGGCGCUCCGGGGUGCAGCAACGGUCGCGCGAGGUCCCGGAGCUCGACGCCGCUGCUGCCGCCGGGCUCGCCGUCGCCGCAGCGUGCGGUUCUGCGCGGCCCUGCGGUGCUGAGCGUAGGGGCACAGAUGGUGCGCAGGGCGUGCGCCCUGGCUUCGGUGGACGCGUCCAAGGGGGCCCGCGGGGAGCCCGGCUGGCGCGACCCGCAGUGCAGGCUGGUCUUGCGAGAGGGCCCUGCCGCUGAGGAGGCGGAGCCGGACUCCGCGGCGGCCGAGGACGAUGGACGAGUGCCGAAGUCCGAUGCGGAGCUGUGCCCGCGGCGAUGGCAAGAACGAGGACGGCAGCGAUGCGGGCCGCGACCCUGGCUCCCGCUGUGGCCGGAGCGCGGGCCGGAGCAGCAGCCGGAGCCGGAGCCGCCGCGCGGACGGGGACGAGGAGGGCUCCGACUCGAGGGCAAGGAGAGGGCGCGGCGAGGAGGCGGGCGCGUGCGUGCCCGCGAGCGCAGCCGCAGCGAGGGCGAGGAGAGGACGAGCAGGGCGAGGUCCGCGCUCGGAGCCCGAGCCGCGCUUCCUGCCGCAGCCGGGAGGACGAGCAGGAGCACGAGGGCGAGGAGGUGGAGGCGAAGGAGGAGGAGGGCGCCGGGAGCCGCUCGGGCGAGCCCCUGCCCACGGCGGCGCUCCGGGAGGCCGCGCGGGCCAGCCGCGGCUUCUGCGCCAGGCGAGACGCGGCACGACGCCGCUUCGCGGCCCGCCUGGAGCAGAGGAGCGCCGCCCUUCUCCGCCGACCG
This is a messenger RNA of Prorocentrum cordatum, 847 nucleotides long. Lineage: Eukaryota; Dinophyceae; Prorocentrales; Prorocentraceae. The record is from the annotation of a GenBank genome assembly.